AUUUAUCAUUCACAUUCAGUAAAAUGGACAAUAAAUCUCUCGUCAUCCGCACCCAAAACGGGCAGCCCACUCUCGUCACAGAGAGCCUUCCUCUUCCCCAGCCUGGAUCGCACCAGGCUGUUGUUAAAGUGUCGCAUGUUGCGCAGAAUCCAACUGAUGUACAAUCCUUCGUUAUCAAUGCCUUUGGCGAUGGAAGUGUUCUAGGAUGCGACUUUGUGGGCCAAGUCGUCAAGCUUGGUGAUGCUGUCACCAGACUGAAAGAGGGCGAUACUGUUGCUGGACUUAUCUGGGGAGGUGAAUUCAAAGGACUCGGGGCGUAUAGUGAAUACACCCUCGUCGAUGAGAAUGUCUGCUUCAAACCCCCGUCUGGCAUCAAACCAGAACAGGCUGCGACGGUUCCUCUGGCUGCUGCGACUGCUUGGUUGGCAUCAUUUUCGCCUGACUGUUUGAAUAUCGAUCGAAGGAGAGGAUCGGAUGUGACUGUUCUCAUCUGGGGUGGUAGCUCCUCCGUCGGCCUGUAUGCCAUCCAAAUCGCCUCGCUAUACAACUUCCAGAUCAUCACCACCUGCCGCCCCAAACACUUUGACCUCGUCCGUUCCCUCGGGGCCCAGCAUGUCUACGACUACCGCGACGAGUCCAUCGUCGAUAAGAUCCAACAACACCCCAAUCUGACCUCCAUCUUCGACACCAUCGGCUCACCUUCUUCCUCAGUGACAGCCUCACAAACCCUCACCCAGCACGGCACCCUCUGCACCGUCCGCCCAGGCAAGGCACAUACACAAAACGUCACCACCAACACCACCGUCACCGACGUCCUGGUGUGGACGGCAUUCCUCAAAGACCAUCGCUACGGCGACUUUUACUGGCCGGCUUCAAAAACCGACCACAGCCUCGCGAUUGAACUCUUCAACAACCUCCCUGAAUGGCUCGCAACAGGCAAGAUCCAGCCUUCCAAAGCGGAGCUUCUUGGCAAACUCAACACGGAUACGAUCUCGCGCGGGUUCCGAAUCCAUCGCGAGGGAGGAAUUUCCGGAUUCAAGAUUGUGUAUUCUGUAUGAGUGGAAUGAAUUAAUUAUGAAGCUAGUGUGUGUGUGCGAUCCAUUUGCCUGUUUCAGAAUAGUAAAGUUGGUGAGACAGAAAUGCACAAAUAAGAAUAAGAAUACGAGGGGC
This is a messenger RNA of Aspergillus wentii DTO 134E9, 1170 nucleotides long. RefSeq names its product zinc-binding alcohol dehydrogenase family protein. The record is from RefSeq and is a predicted model, not a curated record. Lineage: Eukaryota; Fungi; Ascomycota; Eurotiomycetes; Eurotiales; Aspergillaceae. The coding region runs from base 24 to 1058 and encodes 344 amino acids. The transcript is spliced from 5 exons. Gene Ontology annotation, molecular function: oxidoreductase activity, acting on NAD(P)H.